Brassica oleracea var. oleracea is the source of this 736-nucleotide messenger RNA. RefSeq lists its product as uncharacterized. The record is from RefSeq and is a predicted model, not a curated record. Lineage: Eukaryota; Viridiplantae; Streptophyta; Magnoliopsida; Brassicales; Brassicaceae.
CUCGUCGAUGGUUGCUCCGAGGUCGGCUCCUGGUGUUGUGAGCUUGUCGUUGGUGGCUCUGCGGUCGGCUUCCGGUGUUGUGAGCUCGUCGAUGGCAGUGCCGAGCUUGAUUUCGUCUGUUGUAUCAGAUUCUUUGUCAGUGAAAGAAUGUGGUCGAGAUGUGGAGGGUACGAGCUUGUCGCUUGCUAUGCCGAGCUCCACGGAGCCGUGUUGUGAUGAAGUGGGGUUCAGUUCGUUGGAUGGGGAGUUUUCUUGUGAGCAGCUGUCUUUGAUGGUUCGUAAGAUGGAGCUUGCUGAUGGUCGCAAGUCGUGGUCGGAGAUUGCUGAAUCUGUUAUUUUUGCUGAGGUAGGUACUCUUACGGGAAGCGAAGCAGAAGAUAGGGUAAGUGCGAGUUUGAUCGAGGAAGGGACCGAGUUUCUUUUUGAUGAGCACGGGACGGAUUUGGUGGCGGAGCCUGGUGUUGGAGGGUCGAGACCAUCUUUGAAAACGCCUCCUGUUGUCUUGAGUUCGUCAUCUUUGGUGAAGAAGACUAUGUUGGAAACUAUCCGGGAACAUGAGCAGAUGCAGUUGGCAAACUCCUUUCUAGCGAGAGAGUCGUCGUCGGAAACUACAAGUUCCUCUGACGGUAGUUCGUACUCGAGUUCUCAUAGUGAGGAAUCUGCGGAUGGUGCUGAUGUUGCUAAUGAAUCUGAUAACGUUGUUGGAGAUGAUGGAUGAGAUGAUGACGUUGAAAAC